AGGGAGUUGCUGUAAAGAUAAGAGCCUGAGUUUCCUGCAUUUGCUGGUCUUCAGGGAGUGAGGGGGAAAUAUUAGCCAACACCCUGAAGGAAGGCACACUAAGAUUCUCUCAUUCUGUGAUUUAGCCUUCCAAGGAGAGCACUACAUUACCCGAAAGACAAAGGGAGCAGUUGCUGAGGAAAAUGCCAGGGCGAAAGAUAUUCAUGACUAUACUUUUUGCUGCACUCACUCACAAGGUGACUUCUCAGGAGAAGAAAAUGGACAUGGCUCCGAAUGCUGUAGAUGACCAGUAUAUUGAGUGUCGGGAUGAGAUGCUGAAAAAGGUUCAGGGUGUGUUGGAGAAAGAACAAAAAGACAGUCCAGAGGAUUAUAAUACUUGGGCAGAAUCCCAAAAGUGUACCCAAACAAUCCCAGGAGGUGUCAAGGAACAUACAGCUGCACUUGUGUUUUAUGGAAAUAAAGGUCACCGCUUUGAAAAGAAAUUCAACAAUGCAGUAGCAACCCUGGGAGCAAAUUUUAGUGUCUAUGAAAGCUUUCAGUUCAAAUCCCUCCAUUUCUUGCUGAUGGAUGCCAUGCGGCUUUUGAAGACAGGCAAGUGCAAGACUGUUUUUCAUGGCUCAGAGCAAAAGUACACAGCCCAAGUGGGGUCAGAAGUUAGAUUUGGAACGUUUACCUCAGCCUCUGACCAAAUGACUGCCGAAAAGGAAAAAGCAAUAUCAGAGAGUGGGACACUUUUCAACAUUACUUCAUGCACUGCAGUCAAUAUUGAAAAGUAUGCUUGCAUUCCGGAAUGGAUUGAAAUGCUGGUAUCCCCAGCGGAGGUCUUCAAGGUGGUGGAAGUGAAAGUAUCAGGCAGAGUCAAUGAAAAACACACAGAGAUUGUUUUGACAAGUUCAAGGAAUGUCAGCAACCACGACUGCUUCCUCUUCCCCAGGUCUCCUACAACUAGUUACCCUCCAACAACUGCCCCCACAGGCGCAUCUACUCAACAGUUCAGUAGCAGCAUCUAUAGACUUGUGACUGUUUCUCUUGUUAUCUCUCUGUUCACCAGGACAUCUCUGACAAAGUGAAGUUUGAUAGCUUCUUCUUACCUUCUUAAGAGAACAAAAAACAACUUUUCUGUAACAAUAUUAAUGCGCACAGACACGUUCUAUGGAAUGCAAUGACAGUUACUAAUAGGAGAUUAAAUGGGUCUUAGAGCUACAAUAAACACAAUUGUUGACUCUGGAUACAGUCCGUCCUGCAUUUACAGACCAGCUGGUCAUCUGAACAUUAAUGUGAACCAAAAAGGUCAUGUAUUUUUAUAAUCUACAUCCAACACAGCCAGAAGAUGAUUGGCCAUUCCUCAAAUUCUGGUUCCCCUCUACUUUCAGCAGAGGUUUUGACCCUACUAGGGAGUUUUUCCUAGCCACUGUGUAUAACUCUUGUUGGUUGUUGCUCUUUGGGGUUUUAGGAUAGGUAUCUUGAAAGCACUUUGUGACAACUGCUGAGGUAAAAAGGGCUUUAUGAAAUAAAUGUGAUUG
This is a messenger RNA of Esox lucius (northern pike), 1523 nucleotides long. RefSeq names its product T-cell ecto-ADP-ribosyltransferase 1. Gene Ontology annotation, molecular function: NAD+-protein-arginine ADP-ribosyltransferase activity; NAD+ poly-ADP-ribosyltransferase activity. The transcript has 4 exons. NCBI's taxonomy places the organism in Eukaryota, Metazoa, Chordata, Actinopteri, Esociformes, Esocidae. Bases 183 to 1070 code for a protein of 295 amino acids. The record is from RefSeq and is a predicted model, not a curated record.